AUGUCCACAUUUACCCCGAAUAAUUUGGGGAUUUUGGAGGAAGAAUUCGGGGAAUGGAGGAUCAUCAAUUUCGGUCCUUUCCCCGCAGCUGAUGACAUUCAACGCUCAAGUGCUGUCACUGCCUUGGCCAACGUUCCUCCCAGUAACAAGUGUGUUGAAACCGUUCACCAAGGCCAGAAGGCCCAGAGGUUGUCUAGAAUAAGAAAUCUUGCUAAACAAGUCAUCCCAAGCCAAGACGCUCAACCCACAAACCCCAAGCAAGCCAAGAAGAAACCCCGGACAAAAUCACCUUCAACCGUUAGCUUCCGACGAUCCUCCCCAUGGGCAACCUAA
Messenger RNA from Fusarium poae, 333 nucleotides. RefSeq lists its product as uncharacterized. The transcript is spliced from 3 exons. Lineage: Eukaryota; Fungi; Ascomycota; Sordariomycetes; Hypocreales; Nectriaceae. The coding region runs from base 1 to 333 and encodes 110 amino acids. The record is from RefSeq and is a predicted model, not a curated record.